Messenger RNA from Spirometra erinaceieuropaei, 552 nucleotides. NCBI's taxonomy places the organism in Eukaryota, Metazoa, Platyhelminthes, Cestoda, Diphyllobothriidea, Diphyllobothriidae. The record is from the annotation of a GenBank genome assembly.
AUGUUCUUCAAAUUCCGUUGUCAAGAGGACGCGGCAAGUGAGCUCCUGAGAAGGUGUCUUGACCAAGCCGUUUUACGGACCUUCCUGGCGGCUAGAGUUCAAGUACUGUUUCGACCAACCCCGUCUUACGCGACGAAGGUAAGGAUAGGCUACCACUUCACAACACCAUCAUGCGCAUUUACUCCUUUUCUUGCUCCUGAGGAGCAGGCUACACUGGUCGUACGAGUCGGCGCCUAUCGGCAAGAAUAAGUGAGCACUUGCCCGCAUGGCUGAGGAAGGGUGAAGAUAACAGCAAACAUGGCUCCAUACUCGCACACAUGGUCGAUUCUGGGCAUUGUGUGGAUCUCAACAAAGCUUUCCGUGUGAUUUACAGGGUCCAAUAUAACUACCCUAAUCGACUGGAUCAGCGCUUACUUGCAGCAGCAGCAGCAGCAGCAGCAGCAGCGGCAGCAGCAGCAGCGGCAGCAGCAGCAGCAGAUGCGACUGUCACCAGGCUAUUGGCCGGUCCUGCGCCUGCAGAAGAACCUCUUGCACGCUCCGCGUCUGCCGUAG